This is a messenger RNA of Papaver somniferum (opium poppy), 855 nucleotides long. Its product is annotated as trihelix transcription factor GT-2-like. The transcript has a single exon. Lineage: Eukaryota; Viridiplantae; Streptophyta; Magnoliopsida; Ranunculales; Papaveraceae. The record is from RefSeq and is a predicted model, not a curated record. Bases 1 to 855 code for a protein of 284 amino acids.
AUGAUAGAGCAAAAGGAGAAAGAUAGGAUUAGUGAGGAAGUGGUGAAUAAAAUGAUGAAGAAGCAAGAGGAUAUGUAUAAGGUAUUACUUGAAAAGCAAGAGGAUAAGUACAAGGUAGCACUGGAGAAGCAAGAGAAUAUGUACAAGGCAUUGCUCGAGACAAUAGAGCAGAAGGAGAAAGAUAGGAUUACAAGAGAAGAAAUUUGGAGGAAUCUUGAAACGGAAAGGAUUAGGAAAGAGACGGAGCAGAUGGAGAAAGAUAGGAUUACAAGAGAAGAAACUUGGAGAAACCUUGAAAACGAAAGGAUGGGGAAAGAGGAGGAGAGGAGGGCUGAAGACUCUCGUCGAAGUUUGGCUGUCCUUUCGCUGGUAGGGAAGUUCUUGGGACAGCAGGUAAUCGAUAAUGCAGGACCCCUUGGACAGCAGGAAAUUAAUACUCCACAAUCCAUAGAGCAGCAGAAAAUCAAUGUUCCGCAGUCUUCGGAAAUAAUUUCGCAUGAUCAGAGUGGUCAGAAAAAACAAAUGUUUCAUAAUUGGACUAAACAUGAAGCACAAGCCUUAAUCUCCGUACGAAUGGCAAUAGAGCAAAAAUUCCGACCUGGUGCUAGAAAAUCUCGAAUUUCGUGGGAAGAGAUAUCUCUGGGAAUGGCGUCAAUGGGAAUUACUAAGACUGCAAAGCAGUGUAGAGAUAAAUGGGAGACUAUGAUCAAGUGCUUCAAGAGAGCAGAGAAAAGUGGCAGAACAAAGGCAGAAAAUGCAAAGACAUGCCCAUAUUUUCAAGAACUGGAUAUGUUUUACGGAAAACUUCUCAUUGAUCCUGAAAAGGCUCCCAAGGCUGAAACCGAAACUAGUUAA